AUGGCUAGUCUUCCUCGGCUCGUAGAAGAGAAUCUUUCUAUGUUGGAGGAAACAUACGAGGGAACGGAUUCGCACCAAGCCACGCAUCUAGGGGCCAAGGUACAUGCAAAUAAGAAGAUCGAGCUCUGCCCUUCCCUAGUCAAUUCCACCAACUCCACAUGUGACACUCCUCUACCAAUUUCUGCUAGCUUGAGACACUACACAAGCUUCUUGAUUGGGAUGUUAGAGUCCAUGAAAUUGCAUACAGCAUGCAAGACAGAAACUCUAGAUGAUCCAAAACUUUCAGAAAUGAUGAAUAAGGAUGGCUUGAUGACACCUUCGCAUUGGGCGGCAAUGGAGGGUUCAGUUGAAAUUCUUAGGGAAUUUAUUGAAAAGGUUCCUUCUUCUUUCAACUCAGUCACAUUAGAAAAGAACGAAACGGUGUUUCAUAUAGCUGCGAGACACAAGAAGAGCGAAGCUUUCAUCUUCAUGGCAAAGAGUGUCAACUUAGGCCAGCUUCUCUACCAGCUCGAUGUCGAGGGCAACACUGUCCUUCACGUUGCCGCCUCCGUAAGCUCUCUUCCCCUGGUUAAAUAUAUAACUGAGGAAACACAAAUAGAAGUCUCCGCCAAGAACAAGAAGGGUUUUGUAGCGUUUGACCUUCUCAACAAAGAUGAUAAAGAUUUCCUUCAACUAUCUACCGCUCUGAUGUGUGUUCCGGAAGUAGUUAUUGAACGCCCUUCAAGUCCUAGAGAAAAUAGAAAUUCUGAAAACCAAAUAACCCAUGAUGUGAACAAGCUCCUGAAGGAGAUGCAAAGAGUUCAAAGUAUUGAUCCAAAGAAACUAGCUGACAUGCAACUGGAGGCUUUGCAAAACGCAAGGAAUACACUCACCAUUGUCGGGUCCUUGAUCGCAUCCGUUGCUUUCACGUGCGGUAUAAACCCACCUGGUGGUGUCCAUCAAGGAGGAGACGUCAUAGGGAAAUCUACUGUGGGAAGAACCUUUGCUUUCAUGCUCUUCUCGAUAUGCAACAGCAUUGCAUUGUUUACAUCAGUGUGUAUGGUGAUUCUUCUCGUCAGCAUUAUACCAUACACGGAGGAUUCACUUUUGAAGUUCUUGGUUAUAGCACAUUGGAUGAUGUGGGUAGCUGUAGCAGCCAUGGGAAAUGCUUAUGUCUCUGCGGCAUCGGUUACAUUACCACACUUUGGAGAACCCAGAUGGUUAUUCUUUACCAUUCUUGCUAUCGCUAGCUUGACGCUAGGUGGUAUGUUUGUUUAUCUACGGUUUAAGCUGGCUAAAUGCAUGUUAAGGAGGUUUAAUCUUCGUAAAUGCUUAUCUAACACGCCAGUACGCAAGAAUGGGUUCGUGGACAUGGUAGCCAAUAUCGAGAAAGGCUAUUACAGUUAUUGA
Messenger RNA from Microthlaspi erraticum, 1389 nucleotides. NCBI's taxonomy places the organism in Eukaryota, Viridiplantae, Streptophyta, Magnoliopsida, Brassicales, Brassicaceae. The record is from the annotation of a GenBank genome assembly.